AUUUUCCGGUGCUCUCUCUCCCGCUGAAGAGGGAAGCACGAAACAUCUCUCUCUAGCCCCUUCUCUCUUUAUCUCUCCAAAACUUACCCCUCUAUGUCUCUCACUGUGUAAAACCCUUACAAAACCCUAUUCUUUGCCCAGCCUUUUUCUUCACAAGAACUCAUCAAACGAGUUAAAUUAAACAUCCUCUCUGAUCAAUCAGCUCGAUCAUGUCGAAGCAAUUCAGUCUUGGCAAGAUCCAUGUCUCAAACCCCAAGGUGUGGAUCGUGAUCGGUGUCGGCGUCGCCGGAGUUCUGAUCCUCGCCGAGACUCAGCGGCGGAGACUAAGAGCGACAAAGUUAGAGAGAGAAGACUUCGGCGCCUUCAUCGAACGCUUCGAGCUUCUCCCCUUUCCUCAGCCGCCGCCUCCCGCCGCUCGACAACCCCUCUAUGGCCUAACAUUUGCGAUUAAAGACAUUUUUGAUGUGAAAGACUAUGUGACUGGGUUUGGGAACCCGGAUUGGAAGAGGACCCAUGAGGCUUCCGGGAAGACUGCGGUGGUGGUGACAGCUCUGUUGAAGAAUGGGGCUACUUGUGUUGGCAAGACCGUCAUGGAUGAAUUGGCUUUUGGGAUAACUGGAGAGAAUGUGCAUUAUGGAACCCCAAGUAACCCACAAAUGCCAUCCCAUAUUCCCGGGGGAUCGUCUAGUGGUUCAGCUGUGGCUGUUGCAUCUGAACUUGUCGACUUCGCUAUUGGUACUGAUACAAUUGGAUGCGUGAGAACACCGGCAUCACUUUGUGGUAUCCUUGGAUUCCGACCAUCUCAUGGAGUUGUAUCUACAUUUGGGGUUUUGCCAAAUACACAAAGUCUAGACACUGUUGGAUGGUUUGCCCGUGAUCCAUCUAUUUUACAUCGUGUUGGGCACAUUUUACUUCAAUUGAACCAGGUGGAACCCAGAAGGACAAGACGUUUUAUUGUAGCUGAUGAUCUCUUCCAGCUUUCUAAGGUUCCCAAGCAGAAGACUGUACAAGUUGUUAGCUGUGUGACUGAAAAUUUAUCUGGCUACCAGCCACCAAAGCAUAUAAAUUUUGGUCAGUAUAUUGCUUCAAACGUGUCUAGCCUAAAAGGUUUCCAUGAAGAGUCAACAAACCUGAAAAAUGGAAUUUCUACUUUGAAAGCUCUGUCUUCUGUGAUGUUUCUACUACAAAGAUACGAAUUCAAAACAAAUCAUGAAGAAUGGGUUAAAUCAACCAAACCCAGAUUAGGACCUGAUGUCUCUGAUCGCGUUCGUGCAGCAAUUAGCACUGCAUAUGAGAACAUUAAAAGUUUAUAUAAAGUCAGAACUGAAAUGAGAUCGGCUCUCCAAAGUCUCUUGAAGGAUGAUGGAAUAUUAGUAUUGCCCACAAUUGCUGAUCCUCCGUUAAAACUUAACUCAAAGAAAGGUCUCUCUGCUGAGUUCCAUGACAGAGCAUCUGCUCUACUGAGCAUAGCAAGUAUGUCUGGUUGCUGUCAGGUUACCAUUCCAUUAGGCAAUCAUGACGGUUGUCCAAUCUCUGUUUCUUUCAUUGCAUUCCAUGGAGCUGAUAAAUUUCUUCUUGAUACUGUAUUGGAUAUGUACUCAUCUCUUCAAAAGCAAGUUAGCCUUGUUUCCAAUUCACCUUCAUUGCCAGAUAUGAAUGGCAACAUGGAUGCUUCUGAACUGUUGAAAGAAAAGGGAAAUGCUGCAUUUAAGGGACGACAGUGGAAUAAGGCUGUGAGUUACUACAGUGAAGCAAUAAAGUUGAACGAGAUGAAUGCAACUUAUUAUUGCAACCGAGCUGCUGCUUAUUUAGAAUUAGGAUGCUUUCGAGAAGCUGUGGAGGACUGCAGUAAGGCAAUAUCACUUGAUAAAAAGAAUGUGAAGGCAUAUCUGAGGCGAGGAACAGCUAGAGAAUCACUUCUCUUUUAUAAAGAGGCUCUUCAAGAUUUCAAGCAUGCUCUUGUCCUAGAACCGCAGAACAAGCUUGCCAAUCUUGCAGAAAAGCGGCUAAGGAAACUUACAAGCUGAGUCCCUCGCCCGCCCACACUGGCAAAAAAAGAAAAAGUAAGAAUAAUAAUAACAAGCACAAAUAUGUAAAAUCGAUCAAUGUGGCAUUGACAUGAAAAUGGUAAGGUACAACUGGUCCAUGAGGCUUAACAUAGCAUUGGAAUGAUAAUUUUUUGUCGAGGUAUAUGCUUGUUUAGCUGUACAUGCGGAAACAAAGGGGAAAAAAAACAAGUGAUCAGUAAGCCUGUUUGAAGGCUUUUGCAAUUUUUUCUUCAGUUAGAUGUUUAUUUUAUAUUAUUUUAUUUUCUGUGCA
Molecule: messenger RNA, 2319 nt
Organism: Camellia sinensis
Lineage: Eukaryota; Viridiplantae; Streptophyta; Magnoliopsida; Ericales; Theaceae
Source: RefSeq, a predicted model, not a curated record